AUGAGUCUCCUAUUUAGUUUGAUUUGGCACAACUACAUGCACCGCUCCCGAAAGCGAUGGCUUCUUCCCAACUUCAAUAGCUUUCUCUUUUUUACGUUCUGAAUUUGUGUAAGUUGUAUAUAGUCUACUACAUGCCAUUCUCUUUUCAUUGCCAUUUGGUAAUACAUCGUUCUCUUUUCUAACCGUAAAACAAAACAUCAUGAUUUCAUUCUAUUUUUAGUAAAAUAGUUGUUUGUCUUCCGUCCAAUGAAAUUUCCAGCCAUUUGGACUACACAUCAUAUGCACCUUCAUGGAUUUCUAAGGAAAGUUGAGAUUACAAGAGAAAGCAAAUCAUAUUUCAAAGUCUGGUUUAGGAAGAGAAUCAUCAAAGAAAGCAAGUUUUUUUGAAUUUCCAACCAAAAGGGUAUUAAGGCAAAGGCAUUUAUUACCUUACCUGUUACCAUUUAAUGCCCCCAACUACAUAAUUACCAGCAGGGGAAUAAUUCUUUCUUUCACCCCCUUCCUUUGGUUUCUCCACUACCCUAAUAAUUUAAACAAAAACCAACGUAACGUUUCGGCAGAAGCAGCAGUGAUUUCUACUGUAAGGUGAAAAUUGAAGGCCAUGGCCAUGGAAGCCAUCAGAGGACGUUGGGCAGAUUUAGGGGUUGUGAAUACUAUCUAUGAAGAUGAUGUUGAAGAUUCCUCCACUUCCCUUUCUGUCUCCCCAGAAAUCUCCCCAUCUCCUUCACCUCCCCGCUCUCGGGUUGUCUCCUGGUCCCAAGUUACAGGAAAUGACACUGAUGUAGUUAUACAUGUUGAAGAGUCACUUUUUCGCCUACACAAGGAUCCGUUGACAGCAAGGAGUGGAUUUCUGAAAAGGUACCUGAAGGGCCAAUCCGAAUUAACCCUCUCUCCGCCGUUAAAGAUAACGGCAGAAACAUUUUCUUUAAUCGCCGAGUUUUGUUACGAUGCGCACAUCGUCAUAACGCCGUUUAACGUCGCCGCUCUUCGUACGGCGGCGGAGUUGCUAGAAAUGACGGAGGCUAAUAACAUGGCGGGAGGCGAGAACUUGGCACAGAAAACGGAAGCAUAUUUCCGCCGUGUAAUUGCCGUUAACCGAGAGUAUGCAUCAAUUGUGUUGCGUUCUUGCGUUUCGCUGCUGCCGGAGUCUGAAACCACGUCGUCAGUGUUGAGUCGAUGUAUUGAAGCGUUGAGUUUGGUGGACGAUGGUAACGGCGUUAUGAGGUGCCUCAACGACGUUAAAGAGUUGCGACCCGUGGAUUUUCAAUUAAUCGUUCAGUCAAUGAAUCGGUGGUUGAGCGGAAGCCAUGACCAGCUCUAUAGAGUUGUUGACCUUUAUCUUAAGGAAUACAAGGGCAAGAUAUCAGAUGAAGAAAAAAUAGCAAUGUGCAAUUACAUCGACUGUACCAUCCUCUCGCCUCAACUUCUCAUGCAUGCGGUCCAAAACUCAAGAAUGCCAUUAAGGUUUGUGGUCCAAGCCAUGUUUGUGGAACAAUUAAACACACGUCGCUCUAUCCUCACCGCCACUGCGGCCGACAACCACCACCAUCAUCACAUUAAUCAUCGCCAAAACAAAAACGAAGUCAGUUUAGGUACAAUUCUCGAACGAGAUGCAGCACUACGUCAAGUGGCGCAGCUCAAGGCAGCGAUGAAUGCCACGAGCUCGCGAAUUCAGAGCUUGGAGAAUGAGUUGAGUGGUAUGAGGAAGCUUCUUAAAGAAUCAGAUCAAAACACGAAGAGUAAUUUGACGCAUGAUUCUGCUCGGUCUGCUAGUUUUCGAUUGAGUUCUGAGAAUAAGAUUGAUAGAGGACAAAUUGGAUCAGUUUCCUCAGCGAGCUUUCGGAUUCUUACAGGUAGAGAAAGAGGAGUAAUACUUGGGUCGUCUAAUUCAUCAGAAGUGUCGUACGAGGAAAGUAUGAAAGCGGAAAAGAGUAACUUUAGUCGAAGGUUUAUGAAUGGAUUGAAGAGUGCAUUUCGAGUGUCAAAAAAGAAAACAGAGAGUAAGGUGGAAAAUGUAAAAGAGGAAGAUGGUAAAGACGUUGUGGUGAUUAAGAAGGACGUACCUUUUCGCAGGCAACCUCGUUCUCAACAUCAGUAAAAUCUGUUCGUUUCACAAUUCUUUUAAAUUUAUUUAUGUGUUUUAUGAGAUUGUGUUACUAUUAGAUUGGCUUCCCGACAAGACUACGUUUCUCAAAAAGUGUAAAGUUUCUAGUUACAGCUUUUUCUAAUAGGAUUGAUUUGGGGUACUGGCGUA
This is a messenger RNA of Nicotiana attenuata, 2254 nucleotides long. Its product is annotated as BTB/POZ domain-containing protein At3g49900. The transcript is spliced from 4 exons. The record is from RefSeq and is a predicted model, not a curated record. Lineage: Eukaryota; Viridiplantae; Streptophyta; Magnoliopsida; Solanales; Solanaceae. Gene Ontology annotation, molecular function: protein binding. Bases 602 to 2098 code for a protein of 498 amino acids.